Aspergillus sclerotioniger CBS 115572 is the source of this 1443-nucleotide messenger RNA. RefSeq names its product NPCC-domain-containing protein. The coding region runs from base 272 to 1216 and encodes 314 amino acids. The transcript is spliced from 3 exons. Gene Ontology annotation, biological process: spindle pole body duplication; protein import into nucleus. The record is from RefSeq and is a predicted model, not a curated record. Gene Ontology annotation, cellular component: nuclear outer membrane; nuclear pore transmembrane ring. NCBI's taxonomy places the organism in Eukaryota, Fungi, Ascomycota, Eurotiomycetes, Eurotiales, Aspergillaceae.
CGUUGCCAGUGACCCUGCCAGGGCCGCCGCACUUAUCAUCAAAACAAUCAAGCGCCGCCCCGAUCACAAUUGCCCCCCGAACACUCGACUCACUCAAUUCACUCUCCUGCCCCUCCCUUGCGACUACAGCAUGCUCCUGUCAGGUCCUCGGUAGUAAUCCGUCACCAGCAAGCAACUCUCCGAUGCGGUAACCCCCGUGCAUCCCCCGUUUGCAAUUAACUACAGUUUCUAUCAUCAAUCAGUUUUUUUCUUUCAUCUUUGGCAUCAAUCAAUGGCGUCUCCAGCCCCUCCUUCCACCCCCAACAAAGCUGCAUCUGCGCCCGCACCGACGCCCGAUGGCUCCCAGACGCCUGGGAAGUGGCGUCAUCCGCAUCUGGAUGAGGUGGUCCGUCGACAGAAUGCUGGUACAUUCGGGGAUCGCAAUGUGAACAGGCUGAUGUGGAACACCGCUGCUUUGUUUGCAACCUGGGUCUUUGGAGAGACAUUCAAGUCUUAUUCGGUUUGGCUUCAGAAAUUCAGCCAGCUCCCUACAUACCCCGAUCUGUCGUUGCUUGCCCUCCGGCUCAUCUUUGCGCUGAAUAUACUGGUCGCAUUGUAUCCCCUUUUCCGACCGAAGGACAACUUCGCCGACAUCCCUUUGACCCCUACACAACGCUCGCUGCUCGGACUGGAUCCUUCAUCCACGCAGUCACUGACUCCGGGCUCGACGUACGUUACCCCGCCAAGGUACCGACUUUCUGCGUCUCGGAACGCGAGCCCCGCCAGCAGAUCUGGCUCGCCAUUUUCUGCGAGUGCCGGCGCGUCCGGGCGCAGACUGUCGUCCGGCGCCUCUUAUUCGCCUUCUCUGAGCCCGUUAAUGCAGAAGUUGGUUGCGACCGGGGGAAAAGAAGGCGGGCGGAGACCGAGCUUUGGGGCUUCGUCCACCCUUGGGCGGAGCUCGUCCUUCUCACCUUUCAAGGAGUCGACAUCCACAUUUAAAGAUUCCACAUCCUCAUUCAGAGAAUCCACGUCCUCGUUCAGGGAAUCCACAUCCUCGUUCCGAGAAUCGGCAUUCAGAGAGUCCACCAUGUCUACCAUCUCCACUCUUUCCACCAUGUCCAGCAUCGCGCCUGCGACCCCUUCGCCGGUGGGUGGCAAGCGUGUGAACCUGGGCUUGAGUAACAAGUGGCUGUAUGAGAGAAGCCGGCGUCUGUCCGCCAGCAAUGGUAGUCUGUGAGGGGAGGAGGGUGGUCGGGGCGGGUCCCGGGGAGAAUAGGGACAAUUCAUGUAAACUCGUGUUUUCUAGCGGGUGCUUCGGAAAUACCUUUAGGCCGUAUUUGCUUAUGAUAUCGCAUGAUGUACUUUUGUCUGAUAGAGAGAGAAUUCCGAGCAGCGUCGUGGUUGCCCCGUGCUUUGCAGGCGACGUGCGUAGGAGCUGAGGUUCCCCAGUCGAUCUCCGGGUCU